AAGAAUGAAAAAAGAAGAGAUUUUAUGCCCGUGCAUAACCCCUAAUGUUAAAGCAAUUAUGCUGUAAGUAAAAAAAAUCUGAAUUAAUGGCAUGGAUUUGACAUCCUGAGCGGUCCUGGCCAUAUGCAGACACAGAAGAGCCAAGAUUCUGUAUGCGUGUGAUCAGUACAAAUGCAUACUCCUUGGAUAACUGGUCUUAGUUCUGACAAGCUGGUAAGCACAAAAGCUUUAGAAACUGCACAUUACUAUUUUUGUGUAUAACUGUGUAUGGUGGGUAGGUGUAUGUUCCGAGGAAGUUGCUUCACCUCCGAUAAUGUGACAAGUCCAACAUGCAGGAAAUUUUGCUGUACUUCCCUUUGGAGUAACCAAAAGUGCAGUGGCCAAAACUGCACCAUCCCUACUGCAGGAAUUAGCACCACGCCAAUCCAGGCAGCACGACCUGAAAAAACACAGGAGCCAAAGCACUGGAGACUCCACUUUGGGGGAGAAAACUGAAAUCCAGCCUACUGCUCCAAACCAAGAGCUGAUCUACACUACUCCUAGGUAAACACAACCCAUGGCUAACCCUUUACACCAACACAGCAUCUGAUGAUUACUGGUGUGAUUUUUUUAAGAAAAGUCAUUUCAGGACCAAAUCUGUCAAGCUGGAGCUUAACGUUUCUCUGCCCUAACCAGAGGAGCGUUAGCUGUGGGUAGGCCCCAACCAGCGGCACAGAGACGACCCUGGAGACCCGCCGCCCCUCUCCCCUGCUCACCGCGGCGUUCCGCAACACGCCAGCAUGGGGACUAAGGGGUGACCGGCCCCUUCCCCCUCCCGAGGAAGCCGCACCGGCCUCCCUGGGGUUGCCAAACCGCCUGGCAGCGCGCUCAGGCCCGGCAAGGCCCGAGGCUGAUGCGGAUGGGGGAUGCCGGCUGCCGGGCCUGGCUCUCCUCUCCCCACAGGCCGGGCGGCUCCCCGCCCCACGCCCCGGGCAGCGCGGGCGCCAUAAGCGCUCCGUGACGGCUGCCCGUUCGCCAGCGGGGCCGAGCAGGGCCGGCCGGGCGGGCUCCCCGCCCCAUCGCGGGUUCCCCAUUCCGGGUUGCCGCGGGUGCGCAGCGCAGCAGGAUGGCACCCACGAUGCUGGAGCUGGCCCACUGGAGCACCUGGGCGGUGUGCGCGGUGAUCAAGCUGCCGCAGCUGGCGGCGGUGGUGGCGGCCAGGUCCGCGCGGGGGGUCAGCGUGGGCAGCCUGCUGCUGGAGCUGGCCGGCUUCCUUGUGUUUCUGAGGUACCAGCUCUAUUACGGUUACCCUCUGCAGACAUACCUGGAAUAUCCCAUCAUCAUUGCACAAGAUGUCAUUCUCCUUUUGUUUAUUCUGCGUUUCAGUGGAAACACAAAACGAGCUUUGUUCUAUGCAGUCACAUUUUGGGGGGGCUGGUACAUGCUAACACUGCGGAAGUGGAUAAUAGACUUGGCCAUGAAUUUAUGCACCCUCAUCAGUGCAGCCAGUAAGCUGGCUCAGCUGCGGUGUCUCUGGCAGACAAAAGAUUCUGGACAAGUGAGCGCCUUGACCUGGAGUAUGUCUGCAUAUACCUGCGCAACAAGAAUACUUACAACUGUAAUGACUACAAAUGAUCUCGCAGUUCUCAUCCGUUUCAUAACCAUGCUCAUUCUCAAUAUUUGGGUCACAGCCACAGUCCUGCACUACAGGAAAGCUAAAAAGACUGAUUAGAAGACACUCCUCAGCACACACCACGGUUACCAGCAAAAAAACCUGACACAACUAAGCUUAAACAACAGACCAAAGGUUGCAGAAGCGCUCUCUCUCUUAAGCCUAGUAUUUAUCCCUAAGCAUACUUAGUACAGUCAUGCUUAUUUUCUCUCAGAAAUAAUUCUGAUAAGAUACUUCAUUUAAGCAGCAUAUUUUUAUUGGUCAUUUAAGACAAGUUUCACUGAUCUCACAUUUUCUCUGGCUUUUUUUUACCAAAUGAAAAAGGUAUUUUCUAUUUAGAUGUUUAUAUAUUCUCAUAUCACUUCAGUACUUUCUGGUUACAUAUAAGCAAUUUUCUUCAAUUAUACAAGAGCAAUUUUGCACUAACAUAUCAACUCAUCUUUCUGCGUCUGCUGCGAGUUUGAAAAACAACAGAUGUUUGUUGUUUUCUUGCAAACAACUCAAUUAGUUCGACAUGAACUAUCUGUAUUUUAGGAUGAAGAAAAUCUGAGUCAAGGCCUGAUCCAAAAUAAAGUUCUAAGUCACAAAUCCAGUUGGGAUUGUAGCGCUUACAUGCAACACUGAAACAGUACAAUUUAUACAACUGAUACAGGAUACCCAUGGUCACUUUCUUCAAUACACCCGGUUUUUAGUAGGAUAAGAGCAAAAACUCAACUAUGAAUUCUUCUUUUUCAACUUAAGCUCUCAUUCACUAAACAUACUCUUUUGGCAACAGCAGAGAUUAGAGUGCACAGAAAUGAAUGAAACUUUGACCAACAGAUUUGGUCAACGUAAAGACUUCAGUUUUUACUUGUGAGAUGCUAACCAGUCUGUAGGAGGUUUACUAAAAAAGGGAAAAGUAUAUUCUUGAGAACCAUUAACAAGGCAUUUUGCUUUUGGAAGUAAGGCCUUUCCAAGCAAAAGUUACGGAAGUAAUCAUACAGCUUGCUUUCAUUUCUCAUUACGCUGUUUCAGAAGAGCUCUUACAGUAUGACUGUUGAUUGGCAUGUUAAAACCAAGGCGCCCUUGGUCGUGAGGCCAAGGCCAACUGCGGGAAGACUGCUUUGACUACUUUGGAGGCAGGUUUUCCUCGCAACACACUAAAUCAUUGGACUCUUGUGGAAGAACGGUAUCUGCAAAAGCAGAUGUCUCCGCCAGCGUCCCCUCAGCAAUCAGACUGAUUCACUGUCAGAAAACGUAGCUGCUUCGAAAACUCUGGGUUUAGAGGGGAAGGGGAGGGAAGAAGUAUGUCUGUGGACAUACAGUUUCAGGUAUCUCACAUUGCUGAGAGCAAGUUCAAAGAUGAGGAUUUUUUACUGCUCCAGUAAAACAUAGAUGUUUCUGAGUUCGUUGACAGAGUAACUGUAAACAUCCUGUUACUGAUUUUACUAAAGCUGUGUAAAAUAUCAUCUGGUCUAAAUGGUGGCAGGUGGUGUGUGAUACAUUUUCCAGGUCAUAUUAAUAAAUGCUGUCCUUCGUGGUUGA
This is a messenger RNA of Grus americana (Whooping crane), 3175 nucleotides long. It is a transcript of the gene SLC66A3, whose product is annotated as solute carrier family 66 member 3. Lineage: Eukaryota; Metazoa; Chordata; Aves; Gruiformes; Gruidae. The record is from RefSeq and is a predicted model, not a curated record. The transcript has 7 exons. Bases 1106 to 1711 code for a protein of 201 amino acids.